Messenger RNA from Colossoma macropomum (tambaqui), 1545 nucleotides. RefSeq names its product tubulin, beta 2b (gene tubb2b). Gene Ontology annotation, molecular function: GTPase activity; structural constituent of cytoskeleton; GTP binding. Gene Ontology annotation, biological process: microtubule cytoskeleton organization; mitotic cell cycle. The transcript is spliced from 4 exons. The record is from RefSeq and is a predicted model, not a curated record. Gene Ontology annotation, cellular component: microtubule; cytoplasm. The coding region runs from base 56 to 1393 and encodes 445 amino acids. NCBI's taxonomy places the organism in Eukaryota, Metazoa, Chordata, Actinopteri, Characiformes, Serrasalmidae.
GUUACAGAAAGGAAGAACAGUCAGCGCUUGAGAUUUCACUACCUCCAAAGACACAAUGAGGGAAAUCGUGCAUCUUCAGGCCGGACAGUGCGGUAACCAGAUCGGAGCCAAAUUCUGGGAGGUUAUCAGCGAUGAACACGGCAUUGACCCAACUGGCACGUACCAUGGUGACAGCGACCUCCAGCUGGACAGGAUCAAUGUCUACUAUAACGAGGCAUCAGGUGGCAAAUACGUGCCCCGUGCUGUGUUGGUGGACUUGGAGCCUGGUACUAUGGACUCUGUGAGGUCUGGACCUUUCGGACAGGUCUUCAGACCAGACAACUUUGUCUUUGGUCAGAGUGGUGCUGGAAACAACUGGGCCAAGGGCCACUACACAGAGGGAGCAGAGCUGGUCGACUCAGUGCUCGAUGUGGUGCGCAAGGAGGCUGAGAGCUGCGACUGCCUGCAGGGCUUCCAGCUCACCCACUCCCUGGGUGGAGGCACUGGGUCCGGCAUGGGUACCCUCCUCAUCAGCAAGAUCCGUGAAGAGUAUCCCGACCGCAUCAUGAACACAUUCAGUGUGGUACCCUCACCCAAAGUGUCCGACACAGUCGUAGAGCCCUACAACGCCACCCUGUCUGUGCACCAGCUGGUGGAGAACACAGAUGAGACGUACUGCAUCGACAACGAGGCUCUGUACGACAUCUGCUUCCGCACUCUCAAGCUCACCACUCCCUCAUAUGGUGACCUCAACCACCUCGUCUCUGCCACCAUGAGCGGCGUCACCACCUGCCUCAGGUUCCCUGGGCAGCUGAACGCUGACCUGCGCAAGUUGGCCGUCAACAUGGUGCCCUUCCCUCGUCUGCACUUCUUCAUGCCUGGCUUUGCCCCUCUCACCAGCAGGGGGAGCCAGCAGUACCGCUCCCUCACCGUGCCAGAGCUCACCCAGCAGAUGUUCGACGCCAAGAACAUGAUGGCUGCCUGCGACCCACGUCACGGCCGCUACCUCACAGUUGCCGCCAUCUUCCGUGGCCGCAUGUCCAUGAAGGAGGUGGACGAGCAGAUGCUCAACGUCCAGAACAAGAACAGCAGCUACUUUGUAGAGUGGAUCCCCAACAACGUCAAGACCGCCGUCUGCGACAUCCCACCCCGCGGCCUGAAGAUGGCUGCCACCUUCAUCGGCAACAGCACCGCCAUUCAGGAGCUGUUCAAGCGCAUCUCCGAGCAGUUCACAGCCAUGUUCAGGCGCAAGGCUUUCUUGCAUUGGUACACCGGCGAGGGCAUGGAUGAGAUGGAGUUCACAGAGGCCGAGAGCAACAUGAACGACCUGGUGUCCGAGUACCAGCAGUACCAGGAUGCCACGGCCGAGGAGGAGGGAGAGUUCGAGGAGGAAGGAGAGGAGGAGCUUGCUUAAGUCUGCUUGUGUAUAUGUGUAUGUGCCAAGCUGUAAUAUUGUAAUGACCUGCCUGAAAGCCUUUCCAAAGCUCAGUUUUUCCUCGUGUUUCGUCACCUCUGCUGUUCAUUCCUUUUCUGUACAGAAAGAACAAUAAAAGCCCCUUUUUCUAA